Molecule: messenger RNA, 5260 nt
Organism: Micropterus dolomieu (smallmouth bass)
Lineage: Eukaryota; Metazoa; Chordata; Actinopteri; Centrarchiformes; Centrarchidae
Gene: esrrga
Product: estrogen-related receptor gamma a
Exons: 10
Coding region: 492-2000 (502 amino acids)
Biological process (GO): regulation of DNA-templated transcription
Cellular component (GO): nucleus
Molecular function (GO): steroid binding; nuclear steroid receptor activity; zinc ion binding
Source: RefSeq, a predicted model, not a curated record
UGUCUGCAGAAGGCUGGUGUCCUGGAGUGGCACAUCAGUUUGGUCAGUUCGCCCAGCACUCCUUCCUCUCCUCUUUCUCCCUCCCUUCCUCUUUCUCUCGCUUCCUCGUUCUCAUACUACCCGGCACUUGAAAGAAGAGAGAAGCCCUGCUUCAUGGCUUAGAGAAUGAGCUCUGCCUCUCAGCUGCAGACUGAGAGAAGAGAAGAGAGGAGAGGAGAGAGAAGGGGAGAGAGGGAAAAGGGAGGACUAAAGACGAAAGCAAAAAGGCAGCGACACACUUGCAUCUGUUGUGGCAGCGUCCUGCAACCGAGAAGCGAAUGAGAAAGUGUCAGAGAGAGAGUAUGCCAGAGUGAGAGGAGAGAGAGAAAGAGAGGAGAUGUCAGACUGCCGUGUCCUUGAGAACUGCACCACAACUCUUUGAAGAGGGCCGGGAAACGUAUCUGAGGACUGAGCGCACCUUACAGCAGUUACCUGAGUUGACGAACAUCAGAAUGAACUUAUCGAAGGGGCCAUUGGUGAACAGCAGCAGUGAAGAUAACUCCAAGUCAACUUAUAGUAAAUGCGGCGCUGGCGCCUGGAGGAUGCACCAGAGCUACGAUCCACUAGAGGCCAACCACAUGAGAGACGCACAUGCCCUCUACAACCCCAGGCUUCUCUGCAGAAUGUCCAGUAAGGAGCGCCACCUUGAGUCCAACUGUCCGUCCUCUUAUAUAAAGACUGAGCCGUCUAGUCCUGCAUCCCUGACUGACAGUCUAAACCAUCACUCCCCUGGUGGCUCCAGUGACGCCUCAGGUUCCUAUUCGUCCACAAUGAACGGCCACCCCAACGGCUUAGACUCCCCAAGCCUUUACGGCUCCAACGCCGGGCCCCUGGGACCUGCUGGCGGCCCCGGUUCAAAGCGUUAUGAGGACUGUUCAUCAACUAUUGGGGAAGAUUCACAGAUUAAGUGCGAGUACAUGUUGAAUUCGAUGCCCAAGAGGCUGUGUCUGGUCUGCGGGGACAUUGCAUCAGGGUACCACUAUGGAGUGGCAUCCUGUGAGGCCUGCAAGGCCUUCUUCAAACGCACCAUCCAAGGCAACAUUGAGUACAGCUGUCCAGCCACCAACGAGUGUGAGAUCACCAAGAGGAGACGCAAGUCGUGCCAGGCCUGCCGCUUCAUGAAGUGUCUGACUGUGGGCAUGCUGAGGGAGGGUGUUCGUCUGGACAGGGUUCGUGGUGGGAGACAGAAGUAUAAACGCCGGAUAGAUGCGGACAACAGUCCAUACCUGAACCCACAGCUGGCUUUACCUCCCAAGAAGCCAUUUGCCUUUGGCUGCCUUGCAGAUAACAAAAUCGUCUCUCACCUGCUGGUGGCCGAGCCAGAGAAGAUUUAUGCCAUGCCUGACCCAACAGUACCAGACAGCGACAUCAAGGCCCUGACUACGCUGUGUGACCUGGCGGACAGAGAGCUGGUGGUCAACAUCGGCUGGGCCAAACAUAUCCCAGGUUUCUCUACGCUGUCUUUGGCAGACCAGAUGAGUCUACUGCAGAGUGCAUGGAUGGAGAUCUUGAUCCUACGUGUUGUCUACCGCUCACUGUCCUUUGAAGAUAAGUUGGUGUAUGCUGAGGACUACAUAAUGGACGAGGACCAGUCGAAGCUAGCUGGACUUCUUGACCUGAACAAUGCAAUCCUUCAGCUGGUCAAGAAAUACAAAACUAUGAAACUGGAGAAGGAGGAAUUUGUCACUCUCAAGGCUAUUGCUUUGGCUAACUCAGACUCAAUGCACAUUGAAGAUGUGGAUGCAGUGCAGAAGCUCCAAGAUGUGCUCCACGAGGCCCUGCAGGACUACGAGGCUGCCCAGCACCAGGAGGAUCCCCGCCGGGCGGGCAAGCUGCUCAUGACCCUCCCCUUGCUCCGUCAGACCUCCACCAAGGCUGUGCAGCACUUCUACAGCAUCAAGCAGGACGGCAAAGUCCCAAUGCACAAACUCUUCCUGGAGCUGCUGGAAGCCAAGGUCUGAGGACGGGGGAAUUGAUAGAAGGACAGCUAGACACCGCUCUGAACCACUUGAGCUUCAACUCAAACUCUCACUUUGAAUGACCUCUUGCUCUUUUACACACACACACUCUUACACACACGCACACACAGAAAUAUGUCCCUGAAGUAUGUCUGCUGACACAUCCCCAUAUGAAUAAGCAAGUAACCUAAACCUCUUACCUGAACCCUAAACCUCCACCGUCUUUGACAAAAGGGUGCUCACUUGACCUUUUGUUUUGGGGAAGAUGCUGAUAGACUGACAUGACCCCCUUAUUACAAAGGGAAGAUGAUAUUUCCUUUUCAAACUAUUAACAAUCACCUAACUGUUACCACAGUGGUCCGAACACUGACGAUGGCAAAACUCUUACGCAUUUAAUAACGAUUAAGGUGUUAUUAAUGACAAACGCUUAAAUGAGGACACAUUUAAAAGAAACUGAAAACUCUUCAUUUUAGUCCUGAGAGACUGUAAGACUGCACUCGUGUCUCCUUUUCCCUCCCUAUUUCCCCCAACAGAGAUUUUUUAAGUGUUCAAGAAGAAAACGAGUGGAGAAAAAAAUGAACACUAAAGAAGUAUUAAUGACAUCUGUUGACAAAUUACAUGUACUAUGAAAUUUGGAUGGAUGGACAGAAAGAAAAGAAGAGGAGAUUUGCCCUGCCAAAGAAUGGAGCUCAUCCAUUCAGAGGAUGCCAGCAAACUUUACUGUCAUAACCCAAAACUGUUUCUGGUUUGAUCUACCAGUGGUUUUCAAUGCUGGGCCUCAAGAGUACUGCUGGUUUUCUGUUAUUUAAAUUCAUUUGUGGUGAUUUAUGAAAACCAGCAGGGCUCAAGAGUACAAGUACCUGGAUUGGAAAGCACUGCUGUAAACACUUUCUGGUUCUCCCUAAAUUCAGCUCCUGGUUUCCCAUGACUCCCCGACUUCAACUUUACUAUUUGUUGCAUUUAUUGAGGAUCAGUGACCAUGGCCUCCCAAACCUGUCAGUAUUACCAUAGCAUUAGUGUUUGCACACUUGAUGUGGCUGAAAAUGCUUUCAAAUAUUCAAAGUACUUCAGAUGUGAUUGAUUGACAGAGUUUAUAAGUAAAAUUUGACUCAUAAAUCGCUAAUAAGACUUGAUAUAUCAAGAAUGGUUCCUGCUUGGCCAGCUGGUAGAUGUAAGCUCAGUCCACAGUCUCCGUGACACUACUUAUCCUGUCAAACAUUCGGCUUGUGAUUGGACAUCUGUUUGAAACAUUUCCAGCCGCUUAGUGGCCAGGUUUGUUGCUCUCCACACACAAGUCAGUAGACGUUUCAGUCUGUCAAUGUGCCAUUACGGAUAGUCCAGCCCCGCUCAAUAACCCAAACUCCCAAAACUGCAAAGUGUCACGUCAGUACUACCCUCCUUGCGUCGUUGCAUUCACAAAUUCCAGCCCAUCUCUUGCGUCAGUACAGAGAUGUUUUUGUGAUUCAUUGAGGGAUGAUGAGGGAGCUUCAGUCACUCAACGCAAUAUAAACCAGAAGGAAAGGUGUGCUGACAAAACUGACUGAAGAACAACUAUUGUUGCUUUCAAACUCCUUAUUUUAUUCUUGAUUUCUAUCUUGAAAAUAAUCUUAGCAAUGAUACCAGUAUUAGGGUUGUAAAUAACUGUCAUCCUGUAUAUGACAUAUAACACGGCUUUGUUUUUGUUAUUAAUAUUGUCUUCUUAAAACUGAAUCAAUCAAUAUGUCUUUCCUUUUUUCUAUCAGCUUGACCACUUUCAGCGAUUAUCAUAUAUAUAUAAAUAUAACAAGUAAUAAUGUAUUAACAAAUCAGCGUUUAUCUUAGAAAACUCUGAGCAAUAGUGGUUUUUAAAGGAGGGGUUUGUGCAUAUGGACUAAGUCUGCAAUAUUAACAUUAAUGUGCCAGUCUUAAAUUUGGGAGAGAGAGAGAGGAUGGGGAUUUGAGGAGAGUUUGUAGCUUCUCCUUCUCUCUGUGUAACUUGCCAUAAGCUAUUAGAUAACAGUCAAUAUUUCCUUUGUUAGAGACAAUUAGGCAGGAACCAAUACGGACCAGAAAUGUGAGGAUGAGAUAUUAAUGUCACAUAAAAGCUGUGUGAAGAAUGGUUGUUGUGAGGGUUGAAGAUGUAACACAAGCAGCUAAAAACUAAAAGAUCCAACUUACAGUUUGCAAUUAUCACAUGAUUCUGAUGUUUGCACCAUUCUUGUGACCAGGCUCUUUUUGCUGGCACAGGAGAGAGUUCUUUGUUUAAAAUCCACUGUUUAAUCCACAGUUUUUGUGCUUGAGGUGUAUGUUUUUUCAGCCGUGUGGUCGAGUGCGGGGACCAUCAGAAUAACCUGAAUUAAUCUGGAUCUGUGCUGAGGGAAAUGGUACUAAAUGCAAAAACAAAACAUCCCCAUGAAAAAAGCACAACACUGACAGUUUCACGCUAGCUCACUCUUCCACCUCUUGUUAUCAAUUUUAAAGGAAAUGGUUGUAAUGGUAAAAAUGAACAGCGCUUCCAAAUAAAAAUAAUAAAAUCUAAAUUGAUAAAAAUGUAUAACCAUUACAAGAUGUUUUGUUUUGUAGUUUCUGUCUACCAAUUUGUGUUGUACUUAAAAUCUACAAUGAAACCUGCAUUUUAAGUGGACAUACAGAGGUCUCAUCAAAUAGCAGUUUUGAAAAUAUACCUUAAUUAAUUAAACCCAUAACCACAAGGACUUUACGUGCUGAUUUUGUUGUAGUGACAACAUCUAAAAGUUGCCUGUUUAAUUAAAGUGGAGUGUUUCGGGGCAAGAAAUGGAAAGCUGAGCUUACAGGAACCUGUCUGACAUCUUACAGUCAAGUGAAGGAACAUUCAUUUCAUUGUUAUAGCAAAAUUGCAUACUGUACAGUUGAACGAUCACAGCUUUAAAAGGUGAAGGCAGUCGAGGGAUUUUUUUAUAUCAUUGUUUAUGUAAUUUCUAAGCCCGAAUAAAAAUGCCAUAAUGUGUAAUCUAGACGGUGUAAUCUAAUAAAAAAUGGCAACUUGUCAUAGCUGAGGAGUGCUGCAGUUGAAGUGUAGCUGAUCUCUAACAUCACACGCUCUGUAUCAACAUCAGUAUUAUUAGUAAGAGGUAUUUUCUCAGCCUUCUUAAACAUUGUAUAUUGUAAAUUAUACAGAUUAUAAUUCUAACAUAAGACAUUUUAUUGGAAACAAAAUCGAGAAAAAAAAAGAAAAAAAUGUAGUUCAGCCUCGAUGUGUGUUUCAUGUUUCACUGUUUUUUUUUCUGUCAAGAAAAAAAACCUGU